AUGGAUAAUUGCCAAGUCUUGUUGUUAGUAGAUAAUGCCUUAUCACAUUUUCAUAACCAACCUAGUACCCAUGAAACACAUGAAUCAAAUGAAUCAAAUUCUGAUUUAGAUGAAGAAACAUCUAAUAAUUCAGAACUUGAAAGUGCAAAUAAUAGUCAUGAUAAUCAUAGUAAACAUGAUAAACAUAGUACUGAUAGGAGUAAGGGUCAUUAUGGUAGUGGUUAUAACCAAGUAAUUGUUAAUUGUUGGAGAAAAACCAGAAUUCUAUCAUCAGUUUCCCGUGAAGAAAUAGAAGUUGCUAUUAAGAAUCAGGAUAUGUUGUUAGAACAGCAAGAAGAGGAUGUUAAUGACUUGGUAAUAGACUUGAUCUCUCAAGAUCCAGAAAUUAAAAGCCAAUUAAAUACAUAUUUAGACCUCAGUGAUUUGCAUAUAAUAACCGAGGAAAAGCUUGAAGAUUUGAAAAUUAUUGAAAUU
This is a messenger RNA of Cetraspora pellucida, 474 nucleotides long. The record is from the annotation of a GenBank genome assembly. NCBI's taxonomy places the organism in Eukaryota, Fungi, Glomeromycota, Glomeromycetes, Diversisporales, Gigasporaceae.